CUCUUCUUCCCCCUGCCGUUGACUACCAAGGUCCACCCACCGGAACCCUACACGGGUAACAGCCCGGAAUGGAGGGAAUUUGUGAGGAUAUCUACGGACCGUGAGCUACAGAACAAAAUCAGAGGUAUGAGACACGGGAAAGGCAUGGCGCAAGUUGCCAAAUGGCUGGCUAACCACCUGGCUAGAUAUGCUCGCCGGCAUUGUACUAUCAGCCGCAUCCAACAAUGCGCCGCUCGUGUCGAGGUGUGGCAAAGACUUGAAGCUGAGGAGGGUCUGGAUCGAUCUCGACUAUCCGUACAAGGCUCCGCCCGAGUUUGAACGAUCUGGCAUUCUUAUUACGGAUGACACGGUCGAAAUUGCCACGCGACCUAUCGCGGCGUCGCACGCCAAGCUGCUGGAGCGAAUAUUCUGGCCUCAGCCUAUGGCGCUGUCGUUUUGGGAAUUCGGCAAGACUUUGGUGCGACAAACAGCCAGCGACGUUGCGAGGUACUUUGGCAUGGAUGUUCCCGGGUCCUCUGGGAACUACGUGAAUGGGCCGGCACCUGGCGGCCCUGCAACCCUUCCUGCAUCUCAAAAUGCCCAAGUGCAGAAGGCGCUGGAACAGCUUCGGCAGCAGGCGACGAAGCGGCCGGAGGAGGUUAAGAACCCGGGUGCGAUGACAGCAGAAACGUCACCUUCAAAUACAGCUGGCAAAGUCACAGAGGCAGGGAAAGUGUCUGGCGAGCGCUUCACCGGCGAGAACAAGAUACGCAGCUUCACCGACAGUCCGUGGGAGGCGUUCAAGAAAAAGUACAACCAGGUAUGGAAGCCAACAAGAGAGCUCCCGCCGCGCGGUUGUGUUGCGGUCUCUGGCCUGAUUGAACUCGAGAGUUCGAAGGCCUACGUCGUUAUUGACGUCUUUGGCUGGUACAACCCGACGACAAGGAAAUACGACGCGAGGAGCCUAUGGAUGUCGCUUAGGAAGAUGCAGUACAAGAAGCAGGCUCCACUAGCCUGAGCUGAUUCGGGUUUUCCCGAUGGCUCAAGGCGUUGGGUUUGCUGACACGGCUUCGGUAGAAGCAUUCUCCUUUCCUCUCUGAUACCCACUUAACCUUUUUCGGCGUGUGCGUGUGCCAAAAGCACAACCACAUUACCACCACCAGCAUGGAAGCGGCGUUUGAUGAUUCGGGGGGGCCAAAUUUCGAUAAGAAAGGAUGUUAUUCACCAGCGGGAUUGAAAGCAGCGCUCUUGGUUUUGCACUUUUAUUUAGAUAUCAUAGACACAGCCUUCUGUGAAGG
Messenger RNA from Lasiosphaeria miniovina, 1277 nucleotides. RefSeq lists its product as uncharacterized. The record is from RefSeq and is a predicted model, not a curated record. Bases 188 to 997 code for a protein of 269 amino acids. The transcript is spliced from 2 exons. NCBI's taxonomy places the organism in Eukaryota, Fungi, Ascomycota, Sordariomycetes, Sordariales, Lasiosphaeriaceae.